Messenger RNA from Lemur catta (Ring-tailed lemur), 864 nucleotides. It is a transcript of the gene CTRC, whose product is annotated as chymotrypsin C. The record is from RefSeq and is a predicted model, not a curated record. NCBI's taxonomy places the organism in Eukaryota, Metazoa, Chordata, Mammalia, Primates, Lemuridae. The transcript has 8 exons. Gene Ontology annotation, biological process: proteolysis. Gene Ontology annotation, molecular function: serine-type endopeptidase activity. The coding region runs from base 1 to 807 and encodes 268 amino acids.
AUGUUGGGCAUCACCAUCCUCACUGUGCUCCUGGCCUGCGCCUCCAGCUGCGGGGUCCCCAGCGUCCAGCCCAACCUAUCGGCUCGGGUGGUGGGGGGAGAGAACGCCGAGCCCCACAGCUGGCCCUGGCAGAUCUCCCUCCAGUACCUCAAGAACGACACAUGGAGGCACACAUGCGGCGGCACCUUGAUUGCCAGCAACUUCGUCCUCACCGCUGCCCACUGCAUCAGCAACACCCUGACCUACCGCGUGGGCCUGGGGAAGAACAACCUGGAGGUGGAAGACGAGGCGGGCUCCCUGUUUGUGGCUGUCGACACCAUCUACGUCCACGAGAAGUGGAACUCCUUCCUGUUGCGCAACGACAUUGCCCUCAUCAAGCUGGCAGAGCAUGUGGAGCUGAGUGACACCAUCCAGUUGGCCUGCCUGCCGGAGGAGGACUCCCUGCUGCCUCAGGAUUACCCCUGCUACGUCACCGGCUGGGGCCGCCUCUGGACCAACGGCCCCAUCGCCGACGAGCUGCAGCAGGGCCUGCAGCCUGUGGUGGAUCACGCCACGUGCGCCGAGAGGGACUGGUGGGGGUCCAGGGUGAAGGACACCAUGGUGUGCGCCGGGGGCGACGGCGUCACCUCAGCCUGCAACGGGGACUCGGGCGGCCCGCUGAACUGCCAGGCUGAGAACGGAUCCUGGGAGGUGUUUGGCAUCGUCAGCUUUGGCUCCGGGCUGGGCUGCAACACCCUCAAGAAGCCCACAGUCUUCACCCGGGUGUCUGCCUACAUCAGCUGGAUCAACCAGAAAACGCAGCUGUGAUUUGUCCUUGGGAGCCACCGCAGCAAGUCCCUGCAACGAAAAUAAACCUCCUUCCCC